GAGGUAGAGGCGGGUAUGGAGAUCCAGUGGCAUGAACUCGCAAUUUCAACGGCGGUGGCGAAUGAGAAAUAAGAGAAUAAAAGUGAUUUUGGGGCUUGGGGAUUUUGGUGGGGAUUUCUUUGGGACGGUGGAGAUGGUGCCGGCGGGGAGAGAGAAGAGAAGUGAUUUUGGGGUUUGGGGUGCCGAAGUUAAGGGAGACAAGAAGAGAAGGGUGAGCAGAGCAGAGGAAGACGACGAGGAAUCUUCUGUAAUAGAGCAGAGGAAGACGAAAAAUUUGGUGGAAUUCCCAACUCAUGUUUGGCGGAGUCAUCCUUCUCGUGUUGACGGCUUGGCGGAUUCGCCGAGGCUCGUCACUGCAACUCCCACCCCUGCCGCCACUGCCUCCUUCAACUAGAGCAAUCACCCCUGUUUCCGGCGAAUUUAGAAAGCCUGAUUGAAAGCUGGACAACCGACUUAUUGGACGCCCAAUCAUGUUCCCGAAGUUGUCGGAGAUGUCAAUUGCGCCGGAGCUGUUGGGCUCAGUAUCGCCCAGUGGAGAACUCCAACCCAUCAGAGCUACUCAGCUCACCGGACUCCCGAUUGUUCUCCGCUGCCCUUUCGAUUACCGAUGUCGGGGAAAUCGUGGAUGUCCUCUCAUUCGACCUCGACUCCUCACUGUUCACAUUACCAAUCGCUGGUGUCGGUUACACAACCAACGAUUUGAGCUCCCUAAGUCCCGAGAGCCUUGCUCGGAUCGCUACCUGCGGCCAACAUCGGCUUGACAACAAAAGCUUUCUCACCGAUCGUUUUUUUUUUUUUUUUUACAGCAGACCCUCUCUCACCAGUCGUUGAGAAGGACAGAACAAAACAAAAGUAGAAUAAUUUUAUAUUUGUUAA
Linum trigynum is the source of this 876-nucleotide messenger RNA. The record is from the annotation of a GenBank genome assembly. NCBI's taxonomy places the organism in Eukaryota, Viridiplantae, Streptophyta, Magnoliopsida, Malpighiales, Linaceae.